AUGUCAUGGUCCGGGUGGGCGCUUCCAUGGGGCAGUGACGGCUUGCUCAUGCCGGUUGGCCUCUACGCCACCGACGUCCUCGAGAUGGCGCGCCAAUUUGUGGAGUUGGCUGGCUUGGGGCGACGAAGCAAUGGUCCCAGAAGCUUGGAUGCCUUUCUUUCAGACGAGAACCAGGUGGUCAUGGCUGUCGAGGACAGGAACAAGGCUUGCAUCCAAGCAUCCUUCUUCAGCAAUGCGUUCCACGGCAAGCUGGAAGAGCAUGCCUCAGCAGGCAAGUUGGAUGUGGGCUUCGGACAAUUUUUUGAUUUUGGAGAAGAAGCUGGCUAUGGACCCACUUCCUAUUUCGUCUCGGCUGAGGGGUUCUUUUACGUCCUCUGCUAUCGAGCUGCUGACGGCGAGUGCUUCAAGGGCGACUUCGACGACGACAAGUGGACCUACCGAGCUGGAUCACGAGCAGCCUGCACCAUCCAGUGGGUUGGAGAGGGCCCUGAUGACUUCAACCUUCUGUGGGAUGGCAUGCAAGUUGAAAGGGCACUUGUGGCCACAAAGACGACAACGUCCAUGGUGCUUGCACUUCGGUUGUCCCGCUGGGAAGAUUCAAAAGGACGGCCCUGGAGUGUCACAUUGGCCAGAUGCUCUUCGGCCGGGCCCUUGCCUACGUUCUUUUUCUGGAGAAGCAGGUGCCUGGGAAGUGCUUCUCCAUGGCUCCUGUGCCAGAGUCUGCAAGCAAGGCAGUGA
Messenger RNA from Cladocopium goreaui, 738 nucleotides. Lineage: Eukaryota; Dinophyceae; Suessiales; Symbiodiniaceae. The record is from the annotation of a GenBank genome assembly.